Physcomitrium patens is the source of this 878-nucleotide messenger RNA. Its product is annotated as large ribosomal subunit protein eL15z. Lineage: Eukaryota; Viridiplantae; Streptophyta; Bryopsida; Funariales; Funariaceae. Gene Ontology annotation, cellular component: ribosome; cytosolic large ribosomal subunit. The record is from RefSeq and is a predicted model, not a curated record. Gene Ontology annotation, molecular function: RNA binding; structural constituent of ribosome. Gene Ontology annotation, biological process: cytoplasmic translation.
AUCCCGUAUUAUGUUCAUAAAAUGUUCAUUUAGAUUUUAGGGUUUAGUUCACGAAGAGGCGGCUCAUUGCUUUGAAUGGGACGAGCUCUUCACUUGCUCUUCCUUCUUAGGUCGCGCUUGCGUUGUCGACUCCGCGACUCAGAAAAAUUCCUCGUCAUGGGGGCGUACAAAUACAUUGAGGAGCUAUGGCGGAAGAAGCAGUCCGAUGUGUUGCGAUUCUUGCUUCGUGUGCGCUGCUGGGAGUACAGGCAGCUUCCCGGCAUUGUCCGCGUCACUCGGCCUUCUCGGCCUGACAAGGCUCGUAGACUAGGUUACAAGGCUAAGCAAGGCUACGUGGUGUACCGUGUUCGUGUGCGCCGUGGAGGCAGGAAGAGGCCUGUUGCUAAGGGUAUUGUGUACGGAAAGCCAAAGAACCAGGGUAUUACACAGCUCAAGUUCCAGCGUAACUUGCGGUCAGUUGCUGAGGAGCGUGCAGGAAGGAAGCUUGGAGGCCUGAGGGUCCUCAACUCCUACUGGAUCAACCAGGACUCAACCUACAAGUACUUUGAGAUUAUCUUGGUGGAUCCACAACAUACUGUAAUCCGCAAGGACUCAAGGAUCAACUGGAUUGUCAACCCCGUGCACAAGCACCGUGAGUUGCGUGGAUUAACUUCUGCUGGCAAGAAGUACCGUGGUCUUCGUGGUAGAGGGCACUUGUACACUAAGGCUCGUCCUUCUAUUCGCGCUACAUGGAAGCGCAACAACACUCUUUCCCUCAAGCGUUACCGAUAGAGGGCGUGGAUGUUGGGAAUUGCGGUGGUUUUCCAUGUCGCCUUUUUUUUCUAAAAAUGCAAGGGCUUUUCAAAAAGUUCGGAAAUCCCCUCUUGUGUUCAACAUCA